UCAACCUUUCUUUUUCAUCAAGUCUUCCUCCUUCCUUUUCCAAGUCAACUGAUGUAUCACAUAACUUUUCCUGUUAGACAACUUGAUUCAUACAUAAUACGAAUAAUAUCCAUUUCUGAAGAUAAUUUAUGUAACGACUCGCACUACUUAUACUUAACCUUCAUUACAUCAAUAAAGUUAGGAUGACUCUAUUCCGUAUAUUAUGCUUCCUCUUGGUUUCUUACCUCAUGCUGAUUUUAUCAUCAGGGCAUGGAAGCGGGUACCAAUCUAACUGUCCACCCUCAUUCACUUGUGGAAAUCGUGGAAUUUUUCGUUACCCUUUCACCAAGAUAGAACAACCCGACUGUGGCUUCAUAUUCAUAUAUGGCUGUCGCGGCAGUUAUCGUUCACCCAAAUUGAUCCAAUUGGAGAAGAAUGCAAAAAACACAGAGCUAACUGCUGUCAUUGACCAGAAUACCAUUACGCUUUCUGAUCCAGAUUUUUACCAGCGUUUGCAACAUAAUGUCUGUGACACUUUGAACCACAGUUACCCUCUUCCUCCCCCCUCUCCUUUGGUUUCUUUUUAUAUAAUUUAUAAUGUAACUCUCUUCCGAUGCAAUCACGGCCACAAUAUCAAUCCCCCUAGACAGUAUUUUCAAUACAACUGUUCUUCCUACGAUAUCUAUUAUGACAGUAAGCAGCAUUCCAAUGUUACUAAAGAGAAAGCGCGUAGUUUUUUCUCAUCCUGCUCCCUACUUCAGUUUCCAUCUAAAGACUUGACUGAUACCGAAAACAUCUUAUCAUUUGUAUCUGGUCAGAUGGUUGUUAAAAUAGUACUAUCUGCUGAUUGUGAUGACUGCUACAACCACAGAGGAGGCCAAUGUAGACUUAAUGCAAACAAGAUGUUCUACUGUGACAAUGUUACGCAUCAGAUAAAUGCAGUAACGGGUACAAAGAAAAAGAGGCUGAUCCGAAAUGUCAAACUGGGUAUAGGAGCCAUGGUGGUGGCUAUUGGAAUUGCAGUGCUGAUGUUGUUGGCUUAUGCCAUCAGGACAAAUAUCUUCCCUCCGGCGCUUCUUUUGUUUAGGAAGGACAGUUCAUCAACCCAUCCAAAUAUUAAGGAGUUCUUGAAAGAACAAGGACCUCUUCUUGCUGCUAAGUACAGUUACUUAGAUGUCAAGAAAAUAACUAACUCUUUUAGAAGUAAAUUAGGCCAAGGAGGAUACGGAAGUGUAUAUAAAGGGAAGUUACAUGAUGACCGUAUGGUUGCAGUGAAGGUUUUAAGUGAAUCAAAAGGUGAUGGUGAAGAUUUCAUUAAUGAAGUUGCAAGUAUAAGUAGAACUUCGCAUGUUAAUGUUGUUAGACUUUUAGGUUUCUGUUUGGACGGUUCUAAAAAGGCGCUAAUAUACGAAUUCAUGCCUAAUGGAUCUCUUGAGAAGUUCAUAUAUGAAGACAAAAAACCACAGCAGGAUGAUCUCCAAUUGGAUUGCAAAACAUUGUAUGAUAUUGCAAUUGGUGUUGCUCAUGGAUUAGAGUACUUGCAUAGAGGCUGUAACACUAGAAUCUUGCAUUUUGACAUAAAACCUCAUAAUAUAUUAUUAGACGAGGAUUUCUGUCCAAAAAUUUCCGAUUUUGGACUUGCGAAAAUAUGUCCAAGAAAAGAAAGCAUUGUAUCCAUAUUUGGAGCGAGGGGAACACCAGGAUAUAUUGCUCCAGAGUUGUUUUCAAGAAAUUUUGGUGGGGUGUCACAUAAAUCAGAUGUCUACAGUUAUGGAAUGAUGGUUUUAGAGAUGGUUGGACGAAGAAAGAACAUUAAGGUUGAAGUUGAUUGUUCUAGCGAAUUAUACUUUCCACAUUGGGUUUACAAGCGUCUUGAAUUGAAUCUAGACCUUGGACUUAAGUGUAUUAAAAAUGAAAUUGAUGAAGAAAUGGUAAGAAAAAUGACAGUGGUGAGUUUAUGGUGCAUACAAACCAAUCCUUCGAAUCGACCAUCGAUGCAUAAAGUGGUGGAAAUGUUGGAAGGGAACCUUCAAGUGUUGGAAAUGCCACCCAAACCCUUUUUGUCUUCUCCUUCAACAUCUCCAACCCAUUUAUCAUCUGAAAUCUGAAAUAUUGUAAUUUGUGUGGUUGUUAGAUGCAAUGUAGAGACAAAGUCAUGAUAAUUGACAUAUAAAUAAAAUGUUAUGUAUCUAAUAUAGUUAUAAUAUUGUAUAAUUUCUUUUCUUUUUUUCUUUUUGAGUAGGCUGUUAACACAUAUCCUUAUUGUUGUAUUUAUCACAACAGUGUUAUUCCUUUGUAUUGAAGCCAAAAUGUAUUGUCCAGCUUUAUAAAUUUUCUGUGAA
Messenger RNA from Lathyrus oleraceus (garden pea), 2321 nucleotides. Its product is annotated as LEAF RUST 10 DISEASE-RESISTANCE LOCUS RECEPTOR-LIKE PROTEIN KINASE-like 2.4. NCBI's taxonomy places the organism in Eukaryota, Viridiplantae, Streptophyta, Magnoliopsida, Fabales, Fabaceae. Gene Ontology annotation, molecular function: ATP binding; protein kinase activity. The record is from RefSeq and is a predicted model, not a curated record. The transcript is spliced from 2 exons. Bases 183 to 2087 code for a protein of 634 amino acids. Gene Ontology annotation, biological process: protein phosphorylation.